This is a messenger RNA of Penaeus monodon (black tiger shrimp), 4219 nucleotides long. RefSeq lists its product as uncharacterized. The record is from RefSeq and is a predicted model, not a curated record. NCBI's taxonomy places the organism in Eukaryota, Metazoa, Arthropoda, Malacostraca, Decapoda, Penaeidae.
UUUGAAGCUGCCACAGAUAUUUCGUUCCUAAAGGAUAAAUCCCUCACAGCAUCACCCACCAGAAACUUCAAAAGUUCCUAUGCCAAGUCUCUGGCAGACUCCUACAGACGGGCUAGCCUGCCUGUGGUGGUGGGCUCCCCCAAGGGGCAGUUUUAUUUCAAGAAUGACGAAUUCCUUAGUCUGAAUACUAGGCCUGCAAGACUCUCAGGGUUCGGUCAAGACAAGUAUGUAAGCCUAAAUACCAGUUCCACCAGGUCGCCUUCACUACCUGGAUUUGAGCCUCUUUCACUUCCAACGAUACUCGAUGUGGUGCCAGAACCUCAGGAAUUGCCACAGGAGGUGAGAGAAUCUAAAUCUACAACCAGGAAUCUUUACAGUCAGCUACUAAACGAAGAGGAGGUUUUCGUGCCAUACGAGCGGCUGCAGAAGGUCUGUGAGGAAGGAGGAAGCAACUUCUCCCUCCAGGACUGGCACAGCUUGGGCUCCCUCAUUACCAGUGAUGGAAGAAAACUUGUGAAACUCUCUGACUUUCAAGAAAGAGUGAAGAAGCACAAGACUUCUAAGUUAAUUGAAAAUGGUUGUCCAGUUCUGAAUGGUGGGGAAAAAGAUGCACAGGUCGAAGGCCUCCGCAUGGAGAGAGGGCAGCUAGAAGGCCGUAUAGAGCAGCUGUGUGAUGUGCUGGCCGAACGAGACAAUACAGUCCAGCGGUUGGAAGAGGAUUUGUUACGUAUCAGAAUGGAGUGCCAGAGGCUGAUAGUGGAGAACCGAGCCCUGAGGAGCAACCUUGGCCAGCCUGGCUCCGCGGUUAACGGCGAAUCCCUCUCACAAGUGGGGAAGCUGGAACAACAAGUCCAGCUACUCACUGCCCAGCUCAGCAGAGCUGAGCGCAGCAGGCACACAUAUGAGGCAGCAACCCGACAGCUGGUGGACUUCCUCCACACUGUGAACUCCACCCUCAGCACCUCAACCAGUCCUAGUCCCUCCACCUCCCUGGUCUCCGUCCCAGCAUCCUCACCUGGCACACACACUAUCCCAACAGAGGACGAGGGAGAGAGUGAUCCUCCCUACAGGCUGGCCCAACCCCAGAGCACAAUGCCAGAGACCAGGGCAAGGUCAGUCAGUCAUACCUUUGGCCCAAUCAGAAGGAACUCUGACAUGAUCCGUAGGGCUGGGAGUGUGUGCGCCCUACCCACACAGUCUGGGACUUCGAACAGAGUGAGUCGUGCCGCCAGCACAUAUUGUGUCGCCACUGAAGUCCAGCGCUCCAGCCUCAAUGAAGCCACAGCAUCUGGGAGUCAGGACAAGGGGGGAUCGCCAGGGAAGUCGCACACUUCUGAGUUCCUGGCAACCCGUGCGAAGGAACUCAUCACCUCACUAAAGUCAUUGAUGAGGAGUGAGAACAGGUAUGCUACUGGUGUACCUACCAAUAGAAAGGAAGAUGGGUGUUGUAGAGGUAUAUUGAAGCUCAAUUUGGAACCAAAGAAGUCUGGGUCUGGUAUGGCAAGUGGGAGCAACACCAGCAGGAGUACAAAGAGUGAUGGCCACAGCUCCCUCACCACCUCGGAAGACCACAACAGGACUACCAUCUGGCACAUCCCCCCUGAGGUCUACUUCGGUGACAAACCAAGGGAUGACAACCAGAACAUUGCUGGGGGCUCCAGUAGCACCGAUGAUGACAGUAGCACUGCUGGUCAGAGCAUUGUCGACGGCAAGGGUAUGGAUGCUGCUCUGAACAAUAACAAUAACAAGGCUCCCUCAUCUGCAAGGGAUGGCAGACUGCAGGUACAAGCAGUGGAAGUAAAUGGCAGUUCACAACCUCUCAGCGGGCAUUGAGUGAGGAGGCAUCACAUAUUGCAAGGACAAAUUCCUCUUUCAUAGUAUCAUCCAAGUUGUGCUGUUAUUGCAUAAUUUCAGUGUUGCAUCAUGGUUAUUAUUUUGCAAACGAAAGAAACCAAGCCAAGUGUAUAUAAAUUGUGUUCAUGCUUGUUUGCAGUUCAUACUGUGCGCCAUUUUUUUGUGAAGGAUUUCUUUAUUUCGAGUAAUUACAAAAUCUAGAGAUUAUGUAUUAUUCUUUGUCCAUUAAGAACCCAUGGGAGUACUGGCGACAGUAUUUGUAGUAAAUAUUGAGUUUAUAUAAGCUCAAGGAGGUGGUUUGAUUUGAGUAGCAAAAUACAUAUUGGGUGUUUUUCUCCCAGAUAUAAUUUUGUUGGUAAUAAGGUAAAGGUAAUGGUGCUACACUGCAAUAUUGACAGUUGUGUGAAAAAGAAUGGUGUUAAUCCACAGAUUUUGACAAAGUUCAUAGAAUAACAACUAAAAAAAAGAAUGGCAGGUGCUUUCAGGGUGCAGUUUGUGAGCAGCAUUAAAUGUAAGCAUGAUAUUACAUAUGUAUUUGAACAGUUAUUUAUUUCACAGGUUCUAAUGUAUUUCCUUUGAAUGCAGAAUGGUAGUACUGUAAACUCAUUUAUUAAAAGUAAUCCAGAGCCUUUGCAGCUUUCAAGUAAAAUGUCUGUAUAAAUGUAAAGUAUUCAAGCAAGUUUUUACGUUGGAAGAUUAAAAUUGAUGUCAAGAGGGGCAGCUUACAUAGAUCUGUAUCACUGUAUAGGAAUAAACUGAAUAUCCAUGGUAUAACAGCAUUGAAUAAAGCUUCUGUAAAGAAAUGUUCUCUUGAAGCUCAUGAAUGCUGUAUUAACCUGAUGACCCUAAAAGUGUAUGUAUACAGGCACUGUCCUUUAAUUUAAUUUCAAUAGAUUUGUUUCCUCGUAUUGACAUACAUGUUUGGAAUGUCAGCAGUUUGUAAAUGAGAUCAAAAAACAAAACUGCAGUGGGCAGUGGGUACCAAUGGGUUAGUGAUUAGUUAGUAUGAACUGGGGAAAGAAAUGAGUAAUGAAAUUUUGUUUUAUUUUCCUGUUGUGCCAAUUGUGUACAUUUGUUUGAUACUAGUGUCUAUUUGAAGAAAACUGUACUUUUUCCCAAUGAACUCAUGUAAUGAAUAUUGUAUGUAUAUUAUUUUUUUUUCUUCUACCAGCACCAUGUAAUUCAAAGCACUGAAAAUUAUAUUUAGUUGAUACAGUAGAUCACCAAUUGCACAAAGUUAACAUUUUGUAAUGUACAGUUAGAUAACACUACCUAGUUCUGAUUUGAUUAUUAUAGAAUCUCUUUGGAACAUUAUAUGCUUAUUAUUAUUGUUUUUUUUAUUUUUUAAAUAUUCAAUUAAGGUGAAAAUAGCUGAAAGUAUUGUGUUGGGAAGAUAAAGAUAAAAGUUUGUCAUGGUAUGUGUAGCACACAUACAAUGUUUUGAUAAAGCUGUUUGCCUUCCACCCCUGAAUCUCAUUAAAUGACAAAAGUGACUUUGGUAGGCAGUGGUUGAAAUAUUUGUAUGUGAUUUUUUAUACUGAGAUUUAUGAUUGAUGAUAUAAUUUCAGGUUAGAGAUCUUGCAAGUUUUGUGUUUGUGUGUUUUUUAUUAGCAUGUUUUGCACCUUUUUCAUAUUUAUCAUAUGGGCUGCAGUUGUAAAAGAAUAAGUAAUUAAGCAUAUUUUUUGUAUGGCAAUAUGUGCUUGUUACACACCCACUCACAUAUUACAGCUUUAUAGGUAACUUUAGUGUGCAAGCUCACUCACAGAGUCUAAAAGGAGCCAAUGUUUAAUGCUCUUUUUAGCUCCCACUUAUUGUAAAAAAAAAGUGUAAAAAGUCCAAGCAAUUAGUCAAUUCUUGGGUUUUUUUCUUUCACCUACAAGGGUAGAUAGCACUGCAUAUUCUAUAUUAAAGGAUCUGUAUGCAAUAGACUCAGUGAUAAAGGCUUAUGCUGUAGCUAAUAUUGUACGGGGAUCCACUUCCCCUGAGGCUCCCUCUCUAACACUUGGUAGGGUGGUUCUGUCCUCCAGAUAAGCUUACCAAAGCAGUCUUGCCAGUAUUCUAGAAAGCAAAAUAGCAGUAUUUUUUAUAGUAUUAGAAAUAAAAAUGUGAAGAAAGACUGAAUUGUGUUUAUUUUAUAUUUCUUGAUUCAUUUUCUGUGGUGAGAUUUUAUGAUUAGAAUACUGUAAUGAUAAGGGUAAGGUUUGUGUAGGCUUUUAUUUGGGUUGUUUUAUGUGUGAGAAAGAUCUGUGGUAUUUAUCAAAAAUAUGAUUGUGGUUAAAUCAAUAAUACUCAGUAAUGCGAAAUAUUGAACUUUCCCCAUCAUUUCCUACUUCCAUUUUCUUCAAUAAAAAUAUGAUACUUAUA